CAGGCGGGCGGUGCCGGGGGCGGUCCCGACAGCCCCCGUCUUGUCCCAGGCCGGGCACGAGAGGGAGGGAUCGGGAGGUAGCUGUCGCCGCCUGGCCACGGCGGCUCACUUCCACACCGACGAUCCAGACGGGCCGAGCCAUCCCCGCUUCCCCUGGAGCCGCCGGGGAUGGGGAACACCGAGAGCGGGGAGCCGGGCGGGGGCCCCGGGAUGUUGCCGCCCCCGCCGGGAAGGGUUCCCAUGCCGGAUCAGGGGGAGCUGGAAGAACGAUUCGCGAUGGUGCUGAGCUCCAUGAAUCUCCCUCCUGACAAGGCCCGUCUUCUGAGGCAAUAUGACAAUGAGAAGAAAUGGGAUCUAAUUUGUGACCAGGAAAGGUUUCAAGUGAAGAAUCCACCCCAUACAUAUAUACAGAAAUUGAAGAGUUUCCUCGAUCCAGGUGUUACCCGAAAGAAGUUCCGUCGGAGGGUGCAGGAAUCUACCAAAGUGCUGAGGGAGUUGGAGAUCUCUUUAAGGACCAAUCACAUUGGAUGGGUGCGUGAAUUUCUCAACGAUGAAAACAAAGGCCUGGAUGUGCUGGUGGACUACCUCUCAUUCGCUCAAUGUGCAGUGAUGUUUGAUUUUGAGGGUCUGGAAAAUAGCGAGGAUGGAGCUCUAGAGAAGCUGAAAUCUUGGAGUAGGUCCAUAGAGGAUCUGCAGCACCCCAGCACCCUGUCUGCUCCCUACGCCAACAGUCUUGCUCGCUCUGCGCGCCAGUCUGCUCUCCGAUACACCACCCUUCCCAGCAGAAAAGCUCUGAAGAACUCACGGCUGGUGAGCCAGAAAGAUGAUGUGCACGUGUGCAUCUUGUGUUUGCGAGCCAUCAUGAACUAUCAGUAUGGAUUCAAUUUGGUCAUGUCACAUCCUCACGCUGUUAAUGAGAUUGCUCUCAGUUUGAACAAUAAAAACCCCAGGACAAAAGCCCUGGUAUUAGAACUGCUGGCAGCUGUGUGUCUUGUCCGCGGCGGCCAUGAGAUCAUUUUAGCUGCCUUUGAGAACUUCAAGGAGGUAUGCAAAGAGCAGCAUCGCUUUGAGAAAUUGAUGGAAUAUUUCCGUAAUGAGGAUAGCAAUAUUGACUUCAUGGUAGCCUGUAUGCAAUUCAUCAACAUUGUGGUCCAUUCAGUAGAAGACAUGAACUUCCGAGUGCACUUACAAUAUGAGUUCACCAAGCUGGGUUUGGAAGAGUUCUUACAGAAGUCAAGACACACAGAAAGUGAAAAGCUGCAAGUGCAAAUUCAGGCCUACCUGGACAAUGUGUUUGAUGUAGGUGGGUUGUUAGAAGAUGCUGAGACCAAGAAUGUGGCUUUGGAGAAAGUAGAAGAACUGGAAGAGCACUUAUCACAUUUGACAGAAAAGCUCCUGGAUCUGGAGAAUGAGAACAUAAUGCGGGUAGCUGAGUUGGAGAAACAACUGUUACAGCGGGAAAAGGAAUUGGAGAUUGUCAAGGAGACAUAUGAAAGUGCCAGCCACCAAGUUCAUACAUUGCGCAGAAUUAUCAAGGAGAAGGAAGAAGCCUUCCGGCAUCACUAUACCUCACAUCCAAUGGGGAGUGACCACUUGCCACUGCCACCACCUCCAGGGGCAGAGAUCAAUUUCUGCGACAUCUCUGAGGAUGAACUCUGCCUGCCUGUCCUGCCUCCUGUGGAGGCUGCUCCUCCUCCGCCACCUCCUCCCCCACCUCUUCCGCCACCGCCUCCUCCACUACCAGAUAAGUGUCCACCAGCUCCGCCUCUUCCUGGCACAUCUCCUUCGGUGAUUCUCACAAUGGGCUUAUCAGCAAUCCGGAUUAAGAAGCCCAUCAAGACCAAGUUCCGCUUGCCAGUUUUUAACUGGACGGCAUUGAAGCCCAACCAGAUCAGUGGAACGGUCUUCAGUGAACUGGACGAUGAAAAAAUCUUGGAGGAUCUUGAUCUGGACAAGUUUGAGGAGCUCUUUAAGACCAAAGCACAGGGCCCUGCCAUCGAUCUCCUUUGCUCUAAAAACAAGGCAUCCCACAAAGCGGUCAACAAAGUGACCUUGCUGGAGGCCAACCGGGCAAAGAACCUGGCCAUCACGUUGCGUAAGGCAGGCAGGACCACGGAGGAGAUCUGCAAAGCCAUCUACACGUUUGACCUGAAGACCUUACCAGUGGACUUUGUGGAGUGCCUGAUGCGCUUUCUGCCAACGGAGAAUGAGGUCAAGCUACUGCGCCAGUAUGAGAAGGAGAGGAAGCCGGUGGAGGAAUUGUCAGAUGAGGACCGCUUCAUGCUGCACUUCAGCAAAGUCGAACGUCUGACCCAGCGCAUGGCCAUUAUGGCGUUCCUGGGCAACUUCAGUGAAAACAUCCAGAUGCUCAUGCCGCAACUCAGUGCCAUUAUCGCUGCCUCAGCGUCCGUCAAAUCAUCACAGAAGCUCAAGCGAAUGCUAGAGAUCAUCCUGGCCCUUGGCAACUACAUGAACAGCAGCAAGCGUGGCUCGGUUUAUGGCUUCAAGCUGCAGAGUUUGGACUUGCUGUUGGACACCAAGUCAACUGACCGGAAGCUGACUCUUCUACAUUUCAUUGCCAUGAUGGUGAAGGAGAAAUAUCCUGAGCUGAGCAACUUCUGGCAGGAACUGCACUUUGUGGAAAAAGCAGCUGCAGUAUCCCUGGAGAAUGUGCUGCUGGAUGUGAAGGAACUGGGGCGUGGAAUGGAGCUGAUUCGGCGGGAAUGCAGUUUGCACGAACACAGUAUCCUGCGUAACUUCUUGAUUGCCAACGAGGGGAAGUUGGACCGACUCCAGAAAGAUGCUAAGACAGCGGAGGAAGCCUACAACACGGUCGUGCGCUAUUUUGGCGAGAGCCCCAAGACGACACCGCCCUCGGUUUUCUUCCCAGUCUUUGCACGUUUCAUCAGAUCCUACAAGGAUGCAGAGCAAGAGAAUGAACUGCGCAAGAAGCAGGAACAAGCCCAAAGGGAGCAGGCAUUGGCCCAAGAAGCUAAGAGGCUAGAGAAGCGGAACAAAUGGCAGCAGCAAGAGUUAAUUGCUGAGCUGAGGCGGCGCCAAGCCAAAGACCACCGGCCUGUUUAUGAAGGGAAAGAUGGGACCAUUGAGGAUAUUAUUACAGAUUCUUACAUGCCCUGCCUUUCCAACUGGCGAAUGCUGCACUCCGGUGGCCCCGACCUUGUUCUUUUUUGCCAAAGAAGCAACUUCCGUUCUUUCAAAGACUUUCAACUGAAGGAUCCAAGGGACAUUUAAAAAAGUGCCUUCCCGCAACAGUAUUAUUCUUACUCUUUUAUAAUUUAAAGAUGUAUUUUUUUUAAUCUGUACAUAACGUGUUCCUUCCAACCGGUCCCUCGCUCCUGCAGCCCAUCACUAAGUCAACUUGGACAGAUGAGACUGUUCUGGCUUUUGAGAAGGGCCUAGGCAGCAGGAGGCCGGCACCCUCCUCUAGCGCCUCAAGCCUCAAGCAUCCAAACCAGAAUUGCACUUUGACCAUUCAACUUGUCUUUAAUGGAUGGAGACAAUAAGCACUAUCGUUGCUAGGCCCUGAUGUAUUGCAGGGGGGGGGGGGGAUCAGUCUCUGGUAGUAGGCCUUUGUAUACUGAUCAGGUCUUGUGGAAAAGCUUUGUUGUUGUUGUUAUUGUUCAGGAGCAGUCUUCUGCAAUUGCGUGGUUUUCUUAGAACAGGCUGUGAGAGUUUGAAAGCUAGGCCUUGGUGGCCUUGGAAAACCACUGGAACCUUUCUUCCAAAGGGAAAAAAAAUAAGACCAAAGUCUCAUGUCUCAACUGCACAAAGGUAACUGUGUUUGAUACAGCAGGGAACGGAUAGUGGCUAGCCAACCCUUGGGGAUCUCAAGAAAAAUCCUGGGUAGGUUACAGGCUAUCUCAGUUUGUUUGUUUUUUAGAAACUCUUGCUAUUUUUUCCAAAGAAUGAAAAUUUGCUUCCUAUUUGUAUGUGGCAUGUUCUGCUCAGUUGUUGUUUUUUUAUACUUGGUGGACCAAACAAAACGUAGCACUGCCUAUUAUGCUUAUUGAAGCUUUCAGAAUAAGUAGAAGUUAAGUUAUGCAUGGUGGUUAUUCUUGAUGAAUUUGCCCAUGUCAUUUUAAUUCAUGAAUGAGAUGGGGACUGUUUUUUAUUCAUUGAUGAAGGAUAAAUGACAUGAUUUCCUAUCAUCAAAUGGGCAGAAUUCCCUGAACUACUUUAGAGUAAGCCUUUUUUUAAAUGGAAUUCCUCAUAGUUUCAGGAGAUCCUGCACUGAAGAACCUAUCUAUAAAUAUUACCUCAUGGCUGGAUUGAUUCAACCUGGUUACUGAAGUAAACAAUUUCUGGGUUUUCACAAUAUGUGGAACCAGAAACUAAGGGAUAAGGUUAUACAGCUGACUAAACCACAAACAAACCAUAAUUGACAUGAAGGCCAACCAAACUUAGCAAUGUAUGCAAAUAUAGCCACUGAAUUUUGAACUAAGUUGUUUAUGAAUAUUUUGUGAGCCAAGAGAUAAAAUUGGUUUCUCUCCCCCACACCUGCUCCUUGAAGGUUGUCCAGGUUGGAACCAUCUCUAACUCAACACGCAUUUGCAGUAAUUGUUGUGCUGAUGUUUGAAACUAGGCUUGUUGUUUUCAGCCUGGAUGUUUUGAGACAAUCCAGUCUUGCUUUAACUUCUCUUAACUUGCCUGAUAACCUCUGACCAAAGAUUUUGAGGUAUUAACAGUUUAGGAUAAAGCCACUUGACAAUGGUUAGGUUCUUCAACUGUUUUUAAUUCAGAGAACCAAAUGACUCCUUAAGUGUUUACAGCACUUUUUGCAGCUAGGAAAUUAGUAGGGCUAAAGAUGCUUCCUUAGAUGAGUCUUCUUCAACUUGGUACCAUCCAGACAUGUUGGACUACCCUUUUUGAUUGCAUCAACAUGGCUGAUUUAUUUGGAGACUAUAAAGUUGGCAAAGUUGAUACAGAGUCUUUAAUUCACCGAAUAGAUCUUUAGAUGAAGUUGUCUCCACUCUAGUAUUAUGAAGCUCUCUCUGCUUCUGAAACCUUAAUCUAGAAGGGAUCACUUACUAGGCUUAGUCUUAUGGACAUUUAUGAACUAUAUUUUUAACUUCACAGAAGAGCAUUUGCAUAACAGAUUGCACCAAUAUAAUGUUGCCCACAUAAGAUAGGAAGAUAAUUGGAGUUAUUAAACAUCUGGGAUGCCCUAGUCAAUUACACAAAAGGCAUCUUAGAUCAGACACACCUGAAGCUAUAUAACAUUUGUUUUGCCAAAAGUAUGUUUUGUAUAAAGUUCCUGUAUUAAACUGUGCCAGAGAUUGCAAUGGUUCUUGCAACCAAUCCAGUGCCUUAUGCAGAAAGUAGAAGUGGGAUACAUUGGGCUCUCUGGGGCCUUUGGUGCAGCCCUCCAUGCAUACAACUGGCCUCCUUGAUCCUGCCUUUUUUACGUUGUAACAGCUGCUUAUUCUUCAGAGUCCUCUGUUCCAUAGUUACUAAGUCUGCUAGGAACAUCAGGGCCAUGGGUUCUACACUUAUUUGGGAAGUACAGAACUUCUGAACUCCCCAGCCAGUUCAGUCCCAUUGAGAUUGCUGAGAAGGACAGAGAGGAGGAUACAGUUGUCUUAGCUAGAGCCCUCAUCCAUCUCCUGCAUGCAGUACGGCCACAAAUGCCCAAACACCAAGAAAAAGGGUGAUUCUCUGGCAGGUUUAGAUUUCUGUUUCUGGAUCUGAAUUUUGCUCCCAAGGCCUGUAGUUUAGGAGAUGGCUUUGAAUUUCAAGGGAAAUCAAUGGCUGUGUCAAGGGCAAUGGUUUGCUUCGGUGAAAAUUCUAGGUUCUACUUUUAGAGUGAUCUCAGACAGCUGGGAGAAGUUGCUUUUCCUGUGAUAUUCCUGGAGAGCUGCUGCACAAAACUGAGCUGCUGGAUGGUCUGACUUUAUACUUGUCUGCACAGGAAAGGCCACUUAGGGGAGACACAGGACUGUAGCCUGAGCAUCAUAUUCAGACUCUCCACCUCAGGUUUAGGACAGGACAAAACAAAGGUGAAUGGAUCAUAUAGUGUUGGCACUUUAUGGAAUCAAACUCUUGAUUCUCCUUCCUUCCUUCCUUCCUUCCUUCCUUCCUUCCUUCCUUCCUUCCUUCCUUCCUUCCUUCCUUCCGACUUCUUCAUUCCAUUCCUCCUGUAACAGUAUAUGGAAAAGGGGUGUGGGUGCCUUUUAUUUCUGCCCCAUUUAUAUAAAAAUUGUUUGAGUAAACUUUGCUAACAUUAAACACAGUAUUCAAAAUUCUAGUACCGAUUGCGGGGGUGGGGUGGGUGGGAGUUAAUAAUAUGGUUAACAUAGAAUCUCCCACCAGCCAAAUGUGAAUCGGCCAUCUCUGCUUCGGGGUGGGGCAGGGCAUGGAGAAGGGUAUGCUACGUUAUAAUCUCUAUGACUUCUCUCUAACAAAGAUGUCAUCUGCCUCUUAAAUCUGGCAAAUUGUAACUAGCAUCACUAUUGACAGAAUAUCCUUACCUCUUCAUCCACUACAGUGUUUAUACAUAUGAAAACCACUGGCUUUUAGGGACACCUCCACUGAAAUCAGUCACACUUACUUGCUUAAAGAAGGGGGCAUGUAUCUAAACCCCUAAAGCGGUGAUUAUCAUUUGAUUAAUGUGUAACUCUAUUCCUGGACCCCGUGAUUCUCUUCUCUGUGUCUUGUUGCAAAGA
Messenger RNA from Thamnophis elegans (Western terrestrial garter snake), 6683 nucleotides. RefSeq names its product formin like 3 (gene FMNL3). Gene Ontology annotation, biological process: regulation of cell shape; cortical actin cytoskeleton organization; cell migration. Bases 169 to 3252 code for a protein of 1027 amino acids. Gene Ontology annotation, cellular component: cytosol. The transcript has 26 exons. Lineage: Eukaryota; Metazoa; Chordata; Lepidosauria; Squamata; Natricidae. The record is from RefSeq and is a predicted model, not a curated record. Gene Ontology annotation, molecular function: small GTPase binding; actin filament binding.